AUGCGCGGAACAACGGUUCUCCUCGCUGCUCUCCCUGCGGCCCUCGCCGCGCCUGCUGUCCAACAGCGUUCAGAGCCCGCUCCUCUGAAUCUGGGCGAUGGCACUACCGGAAAGUAUAUCGUCAAGUUCAAAGAGGGCACAGAAGUCUCUGCUUUCAGCAGUGCCUUGGGCAUCCUCAACGUUGAGCCUGAUUACGUUUACAAUGCCCUCUUCCGUGGUUUCGCUUCCGCCAUGGACGAGUCUACUCUUGAGGCUGUCCGAAAUCACCCCGAUGUCGAGUACGUUGAAGAAGAUGGCAUCUCUCGCGCGGCCGGUUUCAUCGACCAGCAAAAUCCCGUCUGGGGUCUAGCUCGUAUCUCAAGCCGCACGGCCGGUAAGAAGGUCUACUCCUACGACGAGAGAGCUGGUGAGGGCACUUGCGCCUAUGUAAUUGACACUGGUGUCGAUGAAAACCAUAGAGAAUUCGAAGGUCGCGCCAAACAGCUCAAGUCCUGGAUCAAGGGCUCCAACCGAGACGACCACGGCCACGGCACCCACGUAAGCGGCAGCAUCGCCAGCAAGACUUACGGCGUCGCAAAGAAAACCAAAGUCUUUGGCCUCAAAGGUCUCGGCAGCAACGCCAGCGGCCCAGACUCGGGCAUCAUCGAUGCCAUCAACUUCGUCGCUGAAGAUGCCCCCAAGCAAAAUUGCCCCAAGGGCGUCGUCGUCAACUUGAGCUUGACGGCUGACCGCCGACUCCAGUCUAUGAAUGAUGCCGUCGCCGCCCUUGUCAAGAGGGGAUACUUUGUCGCCGCUGCAGCUGGAAACUUUGACCGCGAUGCUAGCCAGGAGUCCCCUGCCUCAGAGCCAAGUAUUUGCACCGUCGGCGGCACUCAGUCUAAUGACGGGCGAUACAGCGGCUCUAAUCACGGCAAGUUUAUUGACAUCAGCGCCCCUGCUGUUCAGGUUACUUCUACCAUGCCAGGUGGUGGUACUGGCGGCAUGACUGGAACUUCUAUGGCUUCUCCCCACAUUGCUGGCCUUGCUGCUUACCUUGCGUCCGUGGAGGAUAUCAAGGCUUCUGAUGCUUGCGACCGCAUUGUUGAGUUGGCUACCAAGGGCGCUAUCAAGGGGAAUAUGCCGCCGAAUACCGUCAACAAUAUUGCCUUUAACGGAAACCCAAACGACAAAUAA
Molecule: messenger RNA, 1173 nt
Organism: Pochonia chlamydosporia 170
Lineage: Eukaryota; Fungi; Ascomycota; Sordariomycetes; Hypocreales; Clavicipitaceae
Product: proteinase T precursor
Exons: 4
Coding region: 1-1173 (390 amino acids)
Biological process (GO): proteolysis
Molecular function (GO): serine-type endopeptidase activity
Source: RefSeq, a predicted model, not a curated record